UACCGCGCCGACCCCAGGCGCUUCAAGGUCGCUCUGUGGAGCGGGAGCGCGCGUGCGUGACCAGACCCGGAUUCGGGCGCGCGUUCUGUCUUUAGGGCGAGCUUGCGGGCGAAAUGUCGGGGUACACGCCGGAUGAGAAGCUGCGGCUGCAGCAGCUGCGGGAGCUGAGAAGGCGAUGGCUGAAGGACCAAGAGCUGAGCCCCCGGGAACCCGUGCUGCCCCCGCGCAGGAUGUGGCCCCUGGAGCGAUUCUGGAAUAACUUCUUGCGGGACCGGUCCCCGUGGAAGAACAUGAUCUUUAAGGCAUACCGGUCCAGUCUCUUCACCGUUUCCCAUGUACUUAUACCUCUUUGGUUUAUUCACUAUUAUGUAAAGUAUCAUAUGGCUACAAAACCAUAUGCCAUUGUUGAAACGAAGCCCAGAAUAUUCCCAGGCGAUACAAUUCUGGAGACUGGAGAAGUAAUUCCACCAAUGAGAGAUUUUCCUGAUCAACAUCAUUGAAGAGCACUUAAAAACUUAAAAGACUUGUGUAACAGCACAGGUUUGUUCCUAAAGUGCUAUGCUUACUGGUCUAUGUCCUGCAAAAGUAACUAAUAAAGCUUAUUACUUUCCAAA
Molecule: messenger RNA, 614 nt
Organism: Psammomys obesus (fat sand rat)
Lineage: Eukaryota; Metazoa; Chordata; Mammalia; Rodentia; Muridae
Gene: Ndufb6
Product: NADH:ubiquinone oxidoreductase subunit B6
Exons: 4
Coding region: 114-500 (128 amino acids)
Biological process (GO): mitochondrial electron transport, NADH to ubiquinone; mitochondrial ATP synthesis coupled electron transport
Source: RefSeq, a predicted model, not a curated record